Saprolegnia diclina VS20 is the source of this 986-nucleotide messenger RNA. RefSeq lists its product as hypothetical. Lineage: Eukaryota; Oomycota; Saprolegniomycetes; Saprolegniales; Saprolegniaceae. Gene Ontology annotation, cellular component: cytoplasm; nucleus. Gene Ontology annotation, biological process: modification-dependent protein catabolic process; protein ubiquitination. The record is from RefSeq and is a predicted model, not a curated record. Gene Ontology annotation, molecular function: protein tag activity; ubiquitin protein ligase binding. Bases 1 to 924 code for a protein of 307 amino acids. The transcript has 5 exons.
AUGGAAGUCGGGUGGACGCGGGUCGUCUCGGCGCAACUCGACGGGCUCCUGUGCGUUGAAGAUGAUGAGCUCACGCCGACGAUGACGGUCGCGGACCUCAAGGAGCUGCUUCGCUCCAAGCUCAAGGCGCUCGGUGUCGGCGUGCGCAUCAACCCGAAGCUCAUUUUCUACGACACGAAGCCGAACGACAGCGACGAGAUUACGCCGCUCAUGCCGACGUUGCGCACGGGAAUCUGCGCUGGUGCGACCAUCACGCUGGACGUUCUUCUGUACUCGCCGGUCUACGAGACGAUGCAAGGGAUCUUGAAGAAGGAAAACAUUCCGACCGAUCAGCAGCGCUUGAUUUACGCAGGCAUGCAGCUUGAACAAGGACGAACGUUGGAAGACUACGGCUGGACGGAAAUCCACGCUGCAUCUCGUCCUCCGCGGCGCACAAUGCGCUCGGCGCGCAUCUCGUCGUCUGCGCCAAGUUGGCGCACGUUCGACCGCGGUCUCAACAUCCACGGCAAGUGCACCAACGAGGCGUGCAUGGCCUUCAACGUCUUGGCCCAUUCGGCUCCGUGCCCCAUCUGCAAGCAAGCCAUCGAAGCGCGGUCGUGUGGCUUUUAUGCGUGCGAGUGGCGCUAUGAAGCCUUCAAGGUGGGCUCCGGCAUGCACAUGUCAUCUGACUGGAACAACAUGGUGCUCUGGCGCGCGCUCUUACUCUUGGUCAAGCCGCUGCGCGAUGAGCCCAAGUGUGCGCUCUGCAAGGACGCUAUCGGCGAGACGACGCUCUGCAAGGACGCUAUCGGCGAGAUGACGCUCGAGUGCAAGACGACAUGCGGACACAUGCAUCGUGGCUGCGUCGAUGCGUGGGUCGCCGGCUCGAUGCAGCGCCUCUCCGUCGGGGCCAACUGCCCCAAGUGCCACACGAGCGUCGCUUGAUGCAUACGAAAACAAACAUUGAGCAACCAUCACCCAAAAAAUCCAAAACAUCAUUUGCUCAA